UAUUUCCUCUCUAUAGAUCUUCGCUCGAUCGGCCCGCCACCAGCACCGUCGAUCGGAGGUAAAGAAAUUACACACAUGCAGUCGCCAGACAAGGACGCCUCCAGGAGACGCGCCAAGGCCAAAGGGAGACAGAGACUGGGAUCUGAAAGCUAUUCUUCUACCAAUUGGUCAGGGCAGGUCAAUUUUGGCUGCCUAUUGAAUUGACCUGAUCUGGGAGAUGCUGCCAGGACCGCUCACGAUCAGUUUCAGCUUGUCCUUUGACUUGGAAGGACAUUUUUUGCAGUUUUUUUUAUAUUAAAAUUUAGAAAGUGACAAUUUUUACAUUAAGUUGGUGUUUUAAGAGUGUUUCAAGAUGAGGGCACUUUGCUUGCUGAUUUUAUCAGCAAUCGUCAACUGCAGUGUCGGAUACACGAUCGUUGAACGACCUGCAAAAGUCGAUGAGAAAGAGUUCAGCUACAACCGAAUUCCAUCCGGCGUAGUUCAAUCGCGUCCCCCGACGGGCUUCUGGUUUCAGCAACAUCCGUACAACCUGCCGAAGUCCGAUUCCCAAGCGCUCUUCGAGCUGUACUACCUGACCCAGGUGAUCACCAUCUACCGACGCCACCACCCACGUGCACACCGGUCCCAUCUGGACGCGCUCGUCGAAGAACUGCAGGAUGACGGUUUUCAGCAGAAGAUGCGUCAAGCGCUGCAAGGUAUCAAGGAACUCGACGUCCUGAAAGCCUACGCCGACUUGAACCUCCAGGACUAUGCCCCGUUCGUGAACGAUCGUCGCCAGCUGAUUCCGACGAUUGACCGAACGCUGAACGAGAUCCAGCUCGGUCAGAUCAAGGACAAAGCACUUCGAUGGACGUUGGAGCGACUGAAGGAGGAAUCGACGGCGUUGACGGUCAAGAUGGCACGCAAGGAGGCCGAGGUGCUCAGGGAGUUGAUCGAGUCGAACCGGAAGGUCGAGAAGGCUUGGACCGUGUCGGACAUCCUGGCGGCCGUGUUCGGGAAGCAGGACGAGGACACCAUGAAGGACUUUGAGCAGAAGUACGAGGUCGUGGACGACGGGAAACCGAUCGACGAUGGCAAGGUUGAGGAGUUUUGGGUGGUGUUUGAGGACGAUAAGCGGGAGGAGUCUACGACCAAGGCGCCUACUCCAGCUGAACCGGAAACAAAGCCAUUCCAGUUUGUUGACGACAACUACGAGCAGUACGAGGCGAAACAGGAAGUUGAGGUCGAUGCUAAGGAGGAAUCGGCUGAACAAAGUUCUGAGUCGAAGGAGGUAGAAGAAGCUGUUACCAUUGAAGAAGUUGAGCAAUCUCUGGAACAGGACUCUCAGCCCAAAGAAGAGGUCGAAGCUGUUGAAAGAGAAGACACCGUUGUCGAAGAAGAAACCAUCGAAGAAUCUCUUGAACAAGAGUCAUCUGUUGAACUGGACGGCGAGCAGCGUAUUGAGACUGAUGGUUUUGAGUUCAAACCGGAAAACUAUGAGGGGGCAGACCUGGAAGAGUCUGACUACGAGCGAACGGUACCGGAAAAAGAAGAACAAAGUUUGGUCGAGGAAGUCGUAGCUGAGGAAGAACUUCCCGAUGCCGUUCCCGAAGAACUGCAGACGCUGGAUGCUUCAGUGGAAGUCGUAGAAGAACCUGAACCGGAAUACACUGAAGAAGUCGAGGAUGAACUACCAAGUCUGGAAGACUCUGCGAAAAUUGAAGAACAACCAGAGCCUGCUUUCAAUGGAGAACUCGAGGAAGAACUGCAGAAUCCAGAUGAUCCCGUAGAAACUGAGGAACAACUUGAGUCAGAAUUUACUGAAGAAAUCAAUGAGGAACUGCAGAGUGUGGAUGGUUCCUUGGAAGUCGUCGAAGUAUCUGAACCAGCAAACACUGAGGAAGUCGAGGAAGAACUACAAAGUUUGGAUGAUUCCGUUGAAUCUGAACAACCCAAACUCAUCGAAGAACUCGUGGAGGAGAUCCCGGAACCAGCCGCAGCCAAGGCUUCACCAGACUCGAUCACCUUCCCAGAAGAUCCCAAGUGGGUCGAGGACUCUGUGAGACCGCUUGGACCAUCGGUAGCUACCGGCUUGGACUCUGUGUACAAUCCGGAAGAGGUCGAAGCACCGGUGACCCAAUCGGUACCCCUUUGGAUCAGCAAAGGCUACGCCGCUGAGUAUGAGGGACGAGAAGUUGUGGGUGAGGAAGAACCUGAAGAAGUCCAACAAGCUGAAGACUUGGAGUCGCGAGCUGAACCAUCUCAAACAGUGGAAAUCGAUCAGGAAACGCUCCGCUACGUCGCCUUCGAGAUCCUCAAGGUGGUGAGCUUGCUGGAGGACAACGCCGGCUUCACCGGACUACGCGAUCAGAUCACCACCGAAGACGUGGAUCGCCUGAUCGAGCAGCUGAGCAUGGAGCAGUUUGUGGGUCUGAUCGACGAGCAGGGCAUCAACCGGGUUGAGAUGAUCAACGCGUUGGAGCGGUUGAUAGUGGAGAAGGAUCUGGAGAAUUCGGGCGAGAUUUUGGAGGUUCUUGAGCAGUGGAAGCAAGGUGAGGACGCGCAACCGGUUGAGGAUGGGUACUUUGGCGAGAGUUACGGUAAAGAUGGUGAGGGCGAGGUUGAGGGUCGUAUACUAGAUGAUGGAGAGGAACCGCUGGUUGAUGAGUCUGUGAACGUGGAAGAGGUUGGACCAGAGCUUAAGUCCAAUGAUCUUGAUGAGGCUGAACCGGUUGACGAUGGGUACUUCGGUGAAAAAUAUGGCCAAGCUGAAGGAGAUAUGGACGGAAUCGAAGGUCGUAUGUUGGAUAUCGAUGAGGUGGCAACCUUGGAAGAAGCUCAGGAACAACUUGUUGACGAAGUAGAAAGUGAAGCAGGAUUACAGGUUGAAGACUCGGAAGACAACGUGGAAGAGGUCCAAUCAGAGCAUAAGUCGAAUGAUCUUGAUGAGGCGGAACCGGUUGAUGAUGAGUACUUUGGUGAGAAUUACGGUAAAGCCGGAGAAGAUGAGGAUGACAUCGAAGGUCGUAUGUUGGAUAUCGAUGAGUUGGCAACCUCGGAAGAAGCUCAGGAACAGCUUGUUGACGAACCGGAAAGCGAAGCAGAGUUACAGGUUGACGACAUACAGGACGCUGAAGAAGAGGUUGAACCGGAGACAGAGGACGUUCAGGAAUUGAAGUCUAACGAUCUUGUAGACGAAGCUGAACCCGUUGACGAUGGGUACUUUGCCGAAAAAUACGGCGAAUCCGAGGACGAAGCAGAGAGUCGCACACUGGAAGAUGAUCAAGAGACGGCUGAGCAAUCCGAGCUGGUAGUGGCCACUCCAGAUGAAGCUCAGGACGCGGAACAGUUGGUUGACGAGCUGGAAGGAGAACUUAAGGGCGAUGCUGAGCUGCAGGUUGAAGAUUCAGACACGCUGGAUGAGAUUUCAGUGGAGCCAGAAAGCGUUCAAGAGUUGAAAUCUGGUGAUCUUGUUGAGGAUGGUGAGUUACUCAACGACUCACCGGAAUUGUUGGAAGACGCUUCGGAUCUUUCAGAAAGCAUCUCGCAAGUUGAAAAACUUCAACCGUUCCCGGAGGAGGUCACCGAGGAUACCGAACCUCUGGAAGGUGCCCAACGCGUUGUAGAAGAGAAGAAGUUGCAACCAUUCCCAGAGGAGGUCACGGAAGAAACGGUUCCCGUGAACUCAAAGACGCUUGAGCCAUUCCCAGAUCAAAUCCUAGACGAAGCGCAGCCACUGGAGGUCGCCUUGGACCAACUGGAACCGUUCCCGGACCAGAUCUUGAACGAAACGCAGCCGUUGGAGAUCGCCGCAGAAGAUCAAGAGUCCGACUCGGCUGUUGACGACGUAAAGAUCGUCCCGGUCAGCAAUCGACCAUUUCCUGCGACGCCUACCGGCGGGUCGGAACCUCUGGAAGUGGCUCGAACUGGCACUGAUGAAGGCGCUUUAGCCGACGAGGAUCGCCGUGAAGAAAUCCUCGAGGAUCUUCAUCCAGAACCGUAACCUUUUUGUGAUCAACUUAACAAUAAACUAGCAAUUAAGAACAAACUAGAAUAAAGACAACUUCAAGAGCAUUAUUGUAA
Molecule: messenger RNA, 4062 nt
Organism: Culex pipiens pallens (northern house mosquito)
Lineage: Eukaryota; Metazoa; Arthropoda; Insecta; Diptera; Culicidae
Product: probable serine/threonine-protein kinase kinX
Exons: 4
Coding region: 353-3982 (1209 amino acids)
Source: RefSeq, a predicted model, not a curated record